AUGGAUCGUUUCUUUACCUGGUAUAGAGUCCCUGAAGAUCGAAGAGUUCAAUUUGCUAGCCUGAAACUAACUGGCACUGCCCAACUCUUUUGGGAAAGUGUAGAGGAUCUCCUUGAGAGGCGUCAUGCGCCUCCCGUUGGGAGUUGGGAAGAAAUGAAGUGUCGUCUUCAAGAGAAAUACCUGCCCCAAUCUUACAGGGGUAAUUUGUUGGACCAAUGGAAUGCCCUUACACAGGGCAAUCGGCCAGUGACUGAGUAUGUCACUCAAUUUGAUGAAUUCCGAAUGAGAUGUCAUAUUGUUGAGGAUGAGGCCAUGACUUUGAGUAGGUUUAGACAAGGCUUAAAAGAUGAUCUUAGACGCGAGCUUGUCCUUCGGGGUGUCACUACACUUGACUAUGCUUACUCUUUAGUCCGAGACUAUGAGUCGGUCAUGAGGACUCCGUUUGGAAGGCGUGGUGACAACCGCCCUUCCAUCACCCCAGCGCCCACCCUUUCCCCUAAGUCUCUCUUAGGACCUCCACCAUCUAAUGUUUCCCCCGCAUGGAAAAAUAAGGGUAAAGGUCAUGAAAUUCCAAGGACUUCCUCCCGCUUGCAGUGUUUCAAAUGUAAGGGUUUUGGUCACAUUUCUUCCAAUUGUCCUAGUCAAACCCUAGUCAUUGAGGAACAUGAGGGUAUAGUUGAUGAAUUGUUAGAAGAUCAAGUCUAUGAGCCUAAGCUUGAGGAGUUUGGUGAUUUAGGUGAUGAUGAGGAUACCUUCUUAGGUUGUAUCCGAACCUUUCCUGUGGAUUUAAGUUCUGUACCUCAUGCUCCCGACACACCCAGAUUAAGUGUUGUACGUUGCACCCUUAUCCAACCAAAAGGUGCUGAUGAUUGGCGCUGUCAUGCCAUCUUUCAUACUUAUAUCAAAAUCAAUGAUAAGGGUUGUAAAAUUAUUGUGGUUAGUGGGAGUUGCAUUAAUGCGGUUUCUGUGGCUACUGUGUCCCGUCUUGGAUUACAACCAGUGCCUCACCCUCAGCCGUAUAGUGUUUCUUGGGUUGAUACCUCUUCCAUAGCUGUGAAAGAGCGUUGUCUGGUUCCUAUCCAGUUCUUAGAAUAUAAGGAUCGUAUAUGGUGUGACGUCAUUCCUAUGGAUGUUGGUCAUGUCAUUCUUGGCAGGCCUUGGUUAUUCGACUUAGAUGUGACUAUCCAUGGUCGAUCCAAUUCAUAUUCCUUUGUGUUUAAUGGAAAGAAGAUUCACCUUAACCCUUUACCUCCAAAACCUGUUGGUUCACAACAAACAAAGAAAAUUGUGAAACGAAAAGGGUUAAAUAUCAUUAACUCUAUGGAGUUUGAGCGUGCACUCGUGAGUGCUUCUGUUGUGUUUGCUGUAGUUGUUAUGGAGGUUCCUUUGGCAUCUCCAAUAGUGGUCCCUGAUGAGGCCCAAUCAUUUUUUCAGGAGUUUCGGGAUGUCUUCCCUGAAGACCUCCCUGACCACUUACCUUCUCUACGAGAUAUUCAACAUGCCAUAGAUCUCGUCCCAGGAGCGUCCCUUCCCAACUUGCCUCAUUAUAGGAUGAAUCCCACUGAGCAUGCUGAGCUCCAAAGACAAGUGGGUGAACUUCUUCACAAAGGCUUUAUCCGUGAGAGUUUAAGUCCUUGUGCAGUUCCUGCCCUUUUGACUCCUAAGAAAGAUGGUUCUUGGAGGAUGUGCAUUGAUAGUCGUGCCAUUAAUAGGAUCACAGUGAAAUAUCGAUUUCCCAUCCCUAGGCUUGAUGAUAUGUUGGAUAUGAUGGUUGGUGCCACAAUAUUUUCGAAAAUUGAUUUAAAGAGUGGGUAUCACCAAAUUAGGAUUCGCCAGGGUGAUGAGUGGAAGACUGCCUUCAAGACGAAGGACGGCUUUUAUGAGUGGUUGGUCAUGCCUUUUGGACUAACCAAUGCCCCAAGUACUUUUAUGAGAGUGAUGACACAAGCUCUUCGGCCUUUCAUGGGUAAGUUCCUCGUCGUCUACUUUGAUGACAUUUUCGUUUACAAUAGGACUAAGGAACAACAUCUAGAUCAUCUCACACAGGUUUGUUCCACUCUUCGUGAAACAAAUCUGUAUGCUAAUGUGAAGAAAUGCUCUUUCUUCACCGAUCGGGUUGUCUUCCUAGGAUUCAUUGUGUCUUCUACUGGAGUAUCUGCUGACCCCACAAAGAUUCAGGCCAUUGUUGGUUGGCCUGAGCCCAAGACUAUACAUGAUGUCAGGAGUUUUCAUGGUCUGGCUACAUUUUAUCGUCGUUUUAUUCAGGGGUUUAACACAAUCAUGGCUCCUAUCACGGAGUGCAUGAAGAUGGGAGAAUUUCAGUGGACAUUGGAAGCGGCUAAGGCUUUUAAGUUAGUCAAGAAGCGAAUGACGGAAGCUCCUGUCAUGCGACUUCCUGAUUUCUCCAAAGUUUUUGAGGUCGAUUGUGAUGCUUCAGGGGUAGGAAUAGGUGGAGUUCUUAGCUAG
Messenger RNA from Juglans regia (Persian walnut), 2466 nucleotides. RefSeq lists its product as uncharacterized. The record is from RefSeq and is a predicted model, not a curated record. Lineage: Eukaryota; Viridiplantae; Streptophyta; Magnoliopsida; Fagales; Juglandaceae. The coding region runs from base 1 to 2466 and encodes 821 amino acids. Gene Ontology annotation, molecular function: zinc ion binding; nucleic acid binding. The transcript has a single exon.